AUGAGUUCAAUCACCGAGUCCACACUGGCUUCGCCCAGUUCCGUCCCGGAUUCUGUUAGAGCGCAAAAGGUAAGAGCAAGUGCUGUUAAAGGGAGUAAAUUUUUUGAUAUUUAAGGAGGUAAAGGACUAUCUAUUUAUAAAAAAACUUUGAAAUUUAAAAAAUUUAAUUUUUGUUCCAAAUUUAUCCAAAAUUUCGUCAAAAAUUUAGCGUCAUCUCUUGCAAAAAAUCCUGUUUUUGUUUGAACUUUAAAGGGUAAUGCAAUUUUUUGGAAAACGCACAUCACCUUUACCCAUUUAUUUUUCAAAUUUUAGCAGCCAAACACCUCUUAGUACAAGCCCUCAAAAAUUCUGGCCAAAACUGUUUUUUCCGCAAAUUUCCGGAAAAUUUAAAAAUUCGAAAUUUUCAAAAACUCUAUUUCCAAUUAUUUACCAGGUCACAUAGGUGGCAUUCUCUUCCCAUUUUUUCGCAAUUUAGCCAUUAGUUGCCCCGGGAAGUUGGUUAGCGAUUCUUUUGUUCGUGAAGGUUCUUUGGGUAUGAAUAAGAUAUAAAUAUACAUAAAUUGGCGGUUGUUUAGCUUUGCGGACCCAUGAAAGGACUUUUUUCUUACGUUAGAUGGGUUUGUGCCAGUUUUUUUUGUAAUGGAAUUUGAGAUUUUUUUAAAAUUUUGAUUAUUUUUCAGCAUCACAGCCAAUUAAUGCACCGGAUCGGAAUGUGCGUCGAUAAUGUGAGUUUUCAUAUUUUUAAUCAUGUGUUUCAUGGCUGCAAAUUUAUUUUGAAAAACAACUUUUUUAAUUUUUUAUUUUUUUUUUCCGCACUGUGCGAAAAAAUUGAAAAAAUCGCACGGUGCAAAACAAAAAAUUUUAAGGUAAAAAGUUGCCCUAUAUAGCAGAAUUAAAAAUUAAAAGUGGUAUAUUUAGAUAGUAAAUUAGACAUGUAGAACAUAUGCAUAGUAAUUUUGCAAUUUUUUAAAAUCCGCUUUACUAUACAGUAAAUUUUUAAAAAUUUCUUGCACUGUGCAAAAAAAAUUUUUUUAUUGAAAAACUGGAUUACAAAAAAUCAAGGCGGUAAAUUUAGAUUGUAAAUAGCACACUGACAUUAUUUAAGAACGAUUCUGAAAUUUUCAACCAGUAAUUUUGACAAAAAAUCAUUUUUUCAAAAAUCUGGUGCACUGUGCAAAAAACUUAAAAUUCGAUUUUUUGAAGUGUCAGAAAAUAUUACAAAUGUACGAUAUCGUAUUUUACAACAGCUUUUUUAUAGUUUUUACAACCCUUUUUCCACUUUUGAACUAAAAUUUUCGUCCGCACCGUGCAAAUUUAAGCGAAAAAAAGAAUAUGUUUUUCCCGUUCCUCCGCCCGGUGCAAUCAAACCUCUUUGUGUUGUCGGAGAUUCCCACAAUCCGACCGUUAUUUUAUUGCACAACCAAGUGUUCUCUCGAUUAAUCUUCCCCCCGAAACUCUCGAGUUUCAACGCAAUUAGUCACUCAAAUGACGUUCCCCUUCUUCAAACUCGACCUCAUUAAUCUCGGAAAAGCUGUGCACUUUCCCAAGUUUCAACUGUUAAAUUUGAACGGGGGAGAGCGUCAAAAUAUUGGGGAGAGAAAUUUUCGAGCAGAACGAACGUUUUUGAAACAAAAUAAAAAGAAUAAAGAAAUCAAAAAGUAUACCUUGAAGGUAUCAAAAAAAUGAAAAAUGAAAUUUUUUAGUGGUCUUGGUUACAUUUCUUCAACAAAAAAAUAUUUUUUAGACAAAAAAAUUGUAAAAAAUUAAAUCUGGCAAAAAAAAGUUUUUACAUUUUCACAUAAAUUUACAUGUGUAAUUUGCUCACAGGGGAAGUACUCCAAGUGCGACGCUCAGAUUUUGAUGAAACUUGGCACAAAUUUAGAAUAAUUUUUUCUAAGAUAUAUGCGAGAGUCCUAGCUCGCGCUUUGCAGAAACAACCGAGAUUUUUAGAUCGAAUGUCGGCCAAAAUUUAAGACUUUUUGCCGAAUUUUGGCACGAAAAGUUUCAUGCCUAUUUCUACCGUAAAGGAUAAAUUUUCCACAAAAAAUUAAUUUUUUCCGCACGAAACUGCCAAAGUUAUGGCCAAAAAGCGUUUUUCUCUCUGACCGCUAUCCACGUUUAGCGUGCUCUCUUGGCGGAAUAAAACGUUCGAUAUCUCGGCGGCGCCCGCAAAGCGCGAGCUAAAACUUUCAGGAAUUGAUAUUUAGUCCAUAUCCAACGUGCAUGCAAAAUUUAAAGAAAAUCUGAGCGUCGCACUUGACGUACUUCCCCUGUCAGAUAUAGCCAAAAAAUUUUUGUUCUUUUUUCCUAUCAAGCAGCACAAAAUUUCCACAAAGAAAUUGGUUUUUUACCUCAUAAAAUCAUCAAAAAUAUGGCCAGAAAUAGUUUUUUCUUUGACCAUCUCUCCUCAUUUUCCAUAGUCUCUCGGCGGUCCCGAUUGUUGAAUAUCUCGGCUGUAACUGCAGAUAGCAAACUAAAAUUUUACAGACCUUCUGUAUGACCUACACAGAUCAAAGAUUCGAAAUUUCAAUAAAAUCAAAAUAUUUUUUUCGAUCAAAAAUUCGGUUCAAAAAUUUCAUUUUUUUCCAAAUUUGCAACAAACAAACUCCCCAUUUUUUAUAUUUUCAACAUUUUUUCGUCUGUUCUUUAGUUCUUCCGCUUCUUUUGCUUGGAAAAAACAAAUCAGACCCGGCGGAACGGAGAGGGGAUGGAUAACUCAUGGCCGGGGCGCGGAUGACCUUUUUUGUGGCCAUAAUCGCUCGUCAAAUAUUUUUUCUCGCCCGGUUUAUUGUCACAUAAAAGGAAAAGUUUUGGGGCCCACAAAAAAUCGCGCCUUUGGGACUGCAAGAACGCCACAUCAUGGUGUUUUCCAGGGCCGAGUUUGGGUGGUAUACAAUCUUUGACUGGACAAAUUUGUAAAUGAAACUUUUUAAAAUACGAAAUAGUCUUUUUCCUGUUGUUUUGAGAGCUAAAUAAUUUAUAAAUUCAACAGUGAAAUUUCGCUUGAAUAUUUGAAGCGGCGAUUAGGACCUCCUCGGAAUCCCAUUAAAUAAAAGUUAUGGCGUUCGAGGAAUUCGUGCCAAAGAUAGGAAACACGCUGCAGAAAAAAGUUGCGAGGUCAAGGAAUGGAGUUUUUUUUCUUUUUGAAUGACAGCGUCAAAAUAGGGAGUAUCCAAACGAAGUAAUUUUGGUAAAAAAUUUAAUUUACAGGGGAAGUACCCCAAGUGCGACGCUUAGAUUUUCUGUAAAUUUUGCACACUCGUCUGGUAUGGAUUAAGUAUAAAUUCCUGAAAGUUUUAGCUCGCGCUUUGCGGGCGCCGAGAUAUCGAACGAUUUUUGCCGCCGAGAGAGCACGCUAAACGUGGUGAGCGGUUAGAGACAAAAGCGCUUUUUGGCCAUAAUUUUCGCCGACUUUUGAUCUAAAAAUCUCGGUUGUUUCUGCAAAGCGCAAGCUAGAAUUCUCGCAUAUAUCUUAGAAAAAAUUAUUAAAAAUUUGUGCCAAGUUUCAUCAAAAUCUGAGCGUCGCACUUGUGGUACUUCCCCUGAUACAUUAUUUUUUGCCAAGAUAUAUACGAGAUUCCUAACUCGCGUUUUGCAGAAACAACCGACAUUUUUAUAUAAAAUGUCUUCAAAAAUGCGAGACUUUUUUUGCGAGAAUUUUCAAAAGAGUGACAAGAUAUGAGAAAAACAACUCAAAAAUAUUGCAAGAUUAUAUAUAUCAAAAAAACAAAAAAAAAGUCUAGCCUUCCUCCAUAAGAAGCAGAAUAGAAUUUCCGGAGUUUCUUGACAACCAAAAUAAUCUGGCUAGGACGUUUUUUCAGAGGAUGAAAAUUUCAAAAUCAGUAAAUUAGACAAGAAAUUUUAGCCGGGCAUGGCUUUCCAAGCGUGGGAUUGGGAAUUUCAGCGUAGGUUUGCUGACAAGAGAAGAUAAUUUUUUUGCAGAGCAAUCCUUAGUGGUGACAGUGGAUGUUGAAGGCUUCAGGUAGUGUAAAAAGUACAUGUCUGGCUUCCAAAAAUGUUUACGGGCCAAGGAAAUGUUAUUUCAGUGGGAUUUUUUGCGCGAAUUUUGAUGAGCCAUAACUUUGCCUUCAGGGCCCGUAAACACCUUUAAAAACCAGGUACUUUUCACACUGUCUGAGGCCUUCAACGUCCUCUAGAUCAUCAGUAUGGAUCGAUCUGCAAAAAAAGUUCCUUCCCCAGUGAGAACUUCAACUCGAGAAUUUUAUUAUAUUAUAUUAAUACUUGCAAUCUUUGUUUAUUCCCAGAGAUGAUGAGUUAUUUUUCUUGAAUAUUUUUUCUGUUUAUUCGACGCACUUUUCUUUAUAAUCUGUACUUAUCCUUCAAAAUUGACGUCUCCCUCCCGAAUCGUCCGACUUCCUCCGUCCACUUAUUUAUUUACCAACAAUCGUCUGUGCCGCUCACAUUUCCGAAUUGCUUCGUUUCGCUAAUCAACCGCACCAAACGUCUGCGCAAACCGUACGAAAAAAGAAAGAUGAGAUUAUUUUAAUUGUCUCGCGAGCCGGCGGAAAACAAUACCAUAUAAGGAAGAAGGGGGAGAUGGGAACGUACUUGAUGGACUUAAUCGUAGACCUGAGGGCAUUUAUUUGAGUUAAACGGAAAAAAAUAAUAAAAAAAGAAAUUUAGUCCGAAUAGAAGGAAGUUGGAAAAUAUUGAAAAACUGAUAUUGGAAUUGAUGGAGGGAAAUUUGAGCUUUUCGAGGGAACGAUUGAUUCUUUUGGAAAAACUUUUUGGAAAAAAUUUACAGGGGAAGUACCCCAAGUGCGACGCUCAGAUUUUCUUUAAAUUUUCCACACACGUCGGGUAUGGACUAAAUAUCAAUUCCUGAAAGUUUUAGCUCGCACUUUGCGGGCGCCGUCGAGGUACCGAACGAUUGGAAGUUUCGUGCGGAAAAAUUUGAUUUUUUGGAGAAACAUUAUCCUUUACGGUAGAAAUAGGCAUGAAACUUUUCGCGCCGAAAUUCGGCAAAAAGUCUUAAAUUUUCGCCGACUUUCGAUCUAAAAAUCUCGGUUGUUUCUGAAUAGCGCAAGCUAGGAUUUUUGCAUAUAUCUUCUAAAUUUGUACCAAGUAUCAUCAAAAUCUGAGCGUCGCACUUGGAGUACUUCCCCUGUUAGGAGAAUUUUUACCGAUUAUGCUAAGCACUGUGGAUUUUUGCUUUUGCGCACCGUGCAAACCUCGAAAAAGCCGAUUGCACUGUGCACAUGUUUGAUCAAAACCGCAGCGGCGCAGUUGAGAAAAGCUUGCGUCGCAGCGAUGUUUCAGAUGCACAGUGCAAGACCAAAAAAAGGUCAAUGCACGGUGCAAAAAAUCGCGGGCUUUGUGCACAGUGCGGACCGCGGACAAAUGUCCAGGCACAAUUGUGAAAAUGCUAAUAGGCAAAGUACAGUGAGGGACGGGAUCCAAUGGCAAAAAACGACUUUUUUUGCAUCCCGGAAGGGACCAAAAUGUCUCCAAACCCUUCCCUUCUCUAAACUAAAAAACCCCGAUUUGAAGAGCCCGCCUUGAAGGAAAGGGCGCGCUUUUCAAAGCGGAGUUUUUUAGCUUAGAGACGGGAAGGGUUUGGAGUCAUUUUGGCCCCUUCCGGGAUGCAAAAGGAGACGUUUUUUGCCAUUGGAUCAGGUCCCUCACUGUAUCAGUCUGUCGGAAAAAUAAUGAGCUCUCUGUCGCAUCGAAAGUCGCAUCGCCGCCGAGAAAAUGAAUUGUGUCGCGGCAAAAUCAAAUUGCUCUUCACCUCCGCGAGACUAUCAGUACAGCGCCAUUCACUCAUUAUUUUCCCGACAGAAUGUUAUACAAUUUCUGGUCAUUUCGUUUCCCAAGCCGUAAACGUGCAGUUCCACAGUAUUCGUACUGGCCCUUCAAUAAAAUGUCAUUCUUUGGACGAGUAAAAAUCGGAAGGACUCUAUCCGCUUGUUACGUCACAAAUUUUUUACGCGCCAAACAUUUGACGAAAACCUCAGCAUCGGACUUUGGGCCUUUCGUCUUUAAAAUUCUAAAUUCAAAUUUUCUCUGACGAAUUUGACCUUAUAAAAAAACGCUCAUCUACACUAUGGGGAUAAAGUCUGUAGCUGCGGAAGUAACCGUCGCAACGUAGUUUAUAUCUCUGAUUUCUUUUAAAAUUUUUUAUUUGCCCUCCGGCCUUUGACAUUCAAAAACAGGAAAGGAGAAUUUUUUGGAGAAUUUUUAAAUAUUUUUUAAUUAAAAAAUACGAAUUUUUACGUGGAAAAGUCCAAAAAUUUUUUCGAAUUCACUGUGUUUCAGUACUCAAUUUCGCUUACAAUCUUAUUUUUUCUAAUCUUUUCAAUUUCCGAAAUCAAAUUUACCGCGCUUUUUCUCGUACUCAAAAUAGCGGAAACAGUUUGUAACUCGCUUAACUAUGCAAUGAAAAAAAGUGGAUGAACCCCGUUUGAAACAUCUUAAAACCCAUUAGCGGCACUGGUGGGAGAACGCCUAAGGGGAGGAGACUUAAGUUAUAGUCACGGUAUGUGACUGGAAAUGGGCUGGGAUUGGGAACGGCUAUUUUUUGAAAUGCUUUUUGUAAGAGUUCGGAGAGAUCUGAAAAGGGAAGUGUAAUAUAUUUUACAAGGAAAGUACUUCUAUGGGGUAUGGAGUUACAGGUCGAGUCAUACAUCAAAAAAAUCGCAAAUUUUUUCAGAUUCAGAUUAUGUAAAAAUUAGCUGCCUAAUUUUGGUUUGUAAUGGUGAAAGAAUCCUCUGAACUUUUCUCGCAACACCAUGGAAAUGCGCCUUUUUUACAUUGCAACUACCAAUUAAGGUGUAGUAUAAAUCAAAUUUGAUAUUUUAAGGCUUGUCAAGAUACCAGAGUUUACUUUUGCUCAAAAGUUUGCGAGAAAAGUUCAGAGGAUUUUUUUCACCCUUACAAAACAAAAUUAGGCAGCUAACUUUUACAUAUUCUGAAUCAGAAAAAUUUUGCGAUUUUUUUUGAUAUAUGACUCACCCUGUAACUCCAUACCCCAUUGAAGUACUUUCCUUGUUAUAUGUGACGGAAACAGAGUUGGAUGAAAAUCUGCUCAAAUCUAGAGAAUAAUUUUUCAAGGCAUGAGAAAAUCAUAGCUUGCGUUUUCCAGAAACCACAGAAACUUCGUUUAUCGGAAGAUAUGAAAAAGUUGCACUUUUUUCUCUCAAAAACAAGAUCAUUGAAUAUUUGAAUAUCUCGGGCGCUAUUAGAAAGCGCGAAGUUUUCAGAAAUUGAUUUAUAGCGUUUUUAGAAGCAGCAUGCAAAAUUAGAAGUGCUUCAAGGAGCGAAAAUUCUCGCCUGGGGUUAUAAGGUCUUAUAAAAAUUCAAAAUUAAACUUGCUUUUUGAAAUAUUGACAAGUCAAAAUUAUGAGCUUUGGAGCUCCUGAAGAAUGCUUUUCAUUGUCGCUCAAACGUUUUUUUCAAUCAAAUUUUUGAUAGAAACGGCUUAUUUUGCGCUUAUAGCUCGAUUAGGCAUUGUGUCAAUGUCUGAAAAUUGAGUAUAAGAUUGACUUGCUGGGAUUAAACAGUCAAUGAUGACAGCAGCGAAAGACGCGUUUUGGGAGCAUCUUUGGCUAUUUUCGAGAGCAAAAAAUCUAGUCUUUAAUUUUUUUUUGAAUCGUAAACUUUGGGGAAGUCUUGACAGAAAAACUUCAAACCACCUUCCUACAGCCGUGAUCGUAUUUUACCAUUAAAAAAUUUAUACAAUCAUGCCAAACUUCGCGAAAAUUUUUGAAUAAUGACUAAUUUAAUACUGAGAACCUCGACUGUUUCUACAAAGCGCGAGCUUGGAAUCUCAUAUACAUCGCUACUUUUUUCCCUCGAAAAAGAAUAAUUGUUGAAUAUCUCGGGCGCUACUGGAAUGCGCGAGCUAAAACUUUCAGUAAUUGAUUUAUAGCGUUCUUAAAAGCAGCGUUCACAAGCCCAAGGAAAUCUGAGUGCCUCAGGGAUGUUCAGACCUCUUUGUAGAAGUAACAGUGCGCAAAAUGCGGAGAGCCCUCGGGGAAACAACUUUCAUUCCCCGUAUCUCCGCAAUUUUGCAGUACAGACUCUCCAUUUCUGCAAUGUAGAGAGGGCAUACAUCCAAACAACAAACUAAAGGCGUGGUUAUUCUCCAGCCGACCCCUUUUUAUGAAGAGAAAUGUCAAAAGAAUGGACACAUUCUUUGAAAAGUUCAUCCACAUGGGAUGAGAGAUGAGAUUUUCCGGAUACUUUUAUGUUGUUUUUGAGUAAUUUUUUGACUUUAUAUAUGUUGCAACUGUAUAUGAGUAUAUUUUAACUGUAAUUUUAACCUUAUUGUUGCGCUUUGUCGUAUUUUAAAAACUCUUGAGAAACUAAAAAAUAUCCUUUUAGCAUUCAUGGUGGCCAAUCGUCGGCAUAUUCAUUUUUUCAGCCAUGAAACUAACAAGGUAACUGAAACUUACUCUGAUUUUUAAAAUACGCAUUUUAUAGGAUUGCUAUUAUAUUUUUCGGGAAAGUAAGGAGAGAUACUAAAUUUUUUAAAAAACUUGAGCGUUCACCAUUUUGAAAAAUAGUAGUGAAACCUCGGUACAACGAGCAACAAAGCUUGUCUAUUGCCUACAAUUUCGAAGGUCCCACGGCUCAAUCUUUGCGAUUUUCAUGGGCUAUAGGACUCUAAAAGGGCUUCCAUACAACAAAUCCUUUUCAUAACAAAAGAAUUUGAUAUCAAUUUGUCGGGAAAAUAGUGAGCACUCUGUGGCAUCUAAAAUCGCAUCACCGCCGGGAAAAUGAAUUGUGUUGCGGCAAAAUCAAAUUGCAUUUCACUUCAGCGACGCGAUUGACGCGGCGCACGGCAUUCUGUACUUUUGGGACACAACCGAUCUCCGCGACUUUUUCUAUUUUUUUCGAAAUGCGCUUGCUUUCUCUCUCCAUAUCUCGCUAGCCGUUUGAGCUAGAAGGCUAAAAUUUGGCAUGGCAGUAGAGUAAAAAGCCGGCUUUCAGAAAAUAUGAAUAUUGUAAGGAACCCCAUCGUAUAAACUUCGCAAUGACCAUUAAAAAAAUUUCAUUCUUUAAACUUCUGCAAUCCGCCGCGGCGGUAUUGCUCUCAUUAUUUUCCCGAUAGACUGAUAAUCAAAUAUGAUUAAUUUGCUGUACAGAGGUGUCACUGUAACUAAGGGGUCAUUCAAGCAAAGUGAAGAAAAAAAUCUUCUUAAAAAACUCUGUAAAAUUUUGCAAAACUUUUUACUGUAAGUUAGUCCUUUUUUUGUUGUUAUUUUACAAUCCAUCAAAACACUAGAUUUAUCAUUUUUCUGGAUCGCACCGACCGGAUUACCAUGUUUUUCGAGGACGUUCGGAUUCUCUCAGCAUUUCCAUUUUAUCUGACCGUCCAAUCUUUCGCCGGAGUGACGAGGAAGAAGUUUUUUGGGACCGGAAAAGAGGAAAAAAACAACUACAAUAAAUAGGAAAUUACUUUCGGAGUUGUGAAAAAGGCCUUGAAACGUGAGAAAUGAACGGGAACAAAGAACUAGAGUACAAAGCGGACAUCAGGAUAUUAUUUUAGAUGCCUUGAGGCAUCAAAAAAAUUUGGAAAAAAUUAAAACAAAAAAAAAUUUUCUUAUUUUUUUGUGAUGAUUUUCUUCAAAUUUAACAUACGUACAUUGUAUGUGCCAUAUAUUAAUUUCUGAAAGUUUUAGCCCAAGAUUUCCAUCCGCGGUGGAGAUAUCAGUCUGUCGGGAAAAUAAUAAGCUCCCUUUCGCAUUAAAAACCGCAUCGAAUUUCACUCCUUUUUGCGGAUUUUUUUACAAAAAAUUAUAGCGAAUACCGAGGCAUAAGCUCAACUUUUUGGCCAAAGAAAAUUUCGCUGACCGUCUUUCGUCCGCGCUCCUGGCCUGGGGUUUUUAAAAAGGUCUUAUCAGUCUGUCGGGGAAAUAAUGAGCACCCUGUCGCAUGGAAAAUCGCAUCAAUGCCGAGAAAAUGAAUUGUGUUGCGGCAAAAUCAAGUUCUUUUCACUUUAGUGACGUGAUCGGCGCAGCGACAGUGCUCAUUAUUUUUCCGACAGACUAACAAAAAAAAUUACAAAUUUAUUAUAUCAGUCAUAUAUUUUCAGAGAGAGUGCGCAAAAUGAGGAGAGUCAGGCAGAGAAAAAUAGUUUUUUUUUUGUUAUUUGACUGUAUCCAUGCGAAUUGGCUUGGAAAAAGUCGAUUUUUUGUUGGAAAAUUUUUACAUUACAUUUGUGAUAUACACGCCAAUUUUCAAAAUGGCAAAAUCGAAAAAUUUUUUUUUUUCACAUUUAAGCCAAAAAAUCCCACACAUAUAUUUUUUAUCCCGCAUUUUCCACCAAAACUGUUCUCUGGCAUAUAAACAAUAUUUUUUACAUGCCAUGUUGCAUACAUUCAGACAGUUAUUGUUUACCCAAAUGGCCGAGAUUUCCUCAUUUUUUGGCCGUUUUAUCAAAAAGAUUUUUGACAUUUUUUUAUUUCACUUCCUGACUGACAAUAAAGUUUCUUGGCGCGCAAACAGAAUUCUCGGAGGAGUAGAGAGUGCGUAAAUAUUAGACAUGCGUAUCAGAAAGACCAAAGUGCAAAAAUGUGGGUAUAAAAAAUGGUGGGAGGAUCUAUGAAGUUUUGAGGACAAUUUUUUUUUGUUUCCGGGUUGAAAUGAUUUUUUAAAAAGGUUAUUGAAAAGCUAAAAUUUAUAAAAAAUUUUUUUUUUUUUUUUUUUUUUUUUUUUGAAAAAUGCAAUUCAAAAUUUUUUUAAAAAGUUUGAAAUCUCAAAAAAGAUACAACUUUUUUUAUAACAAAAAAAAUAAUUCGGAGCAUUAUUUUUGUUUAUUUUAUGGCCAAGAUGAGGCCAAAAGACUAAAAAAAUCAAAAAAAGUAAAAAAAAGAAAACAAAAAAUCCCAAAAUUAAAAAAAAACUAAUAAUUUUAAAAAAUUUACAGCCAUGACUGACCCAAAAAUUAAUGUAAAAGAAAACUAAAGUCAUUAGUUUUUAUAUUUUUCCAGAUCAAGCCCUACAUUCUUCAUUUUGUUAUGGUGCUCGGCGUCACUGCCUACGUCUUCAUUGGGGCCUAUACAAUCCGACAUAUUGAAGCGACAAAAACUGGAUUCAUAACGAAAGCCGAUCGAAUUUUGGAGAAUGUCGGGAGAACCCGGCAUCACGAUCAACCGCCGCCGCAGUACGAACGAGUCACGGAGAGAUUCAAGAGAAAGACGAAUUGUGAGUUUGGAGGGAAAAAAAUUAAAAAUAAAAUUUUUGAGGAGGUAAUUACUACAGUCUAUGAAAAUUUAAAGAAAAUCUGUCAUUUUGGUAACCUCCUUCUUGAAACAUUGUAUGGACCUAUAGUCGUAUUUUACCAUGAAAAAAUAAAUUUUUUUCGAAAAAAUUAAAAUUCUUUUUUAGUGCAUCGUGCCCGAAAAUGUGUUCAGAUUGCGAUGAAACGCUUGGCCAGUGGAGAAUGCGAUCCCAACAACCUUAUCAGCCCUACUCACCCCGUGUUCUUGGAGCUGGAUGAGUGUUACAAAAGAGAUGUCCAGGAAAAAGUGAAAAGAGCCAUGAAUGACGCCGAAGCCGAGACUGCGACUCCAAUUGGUAAGGAAUGAUUUUAUUUGCUCUGUACUAUAAAAUCUGUUGAUAACGAACAAUUUUGGAGGCUUAAAAAAGUCAAUUUUUAUCUAUAAAAGCCUUUGUAUAACGAAGUCUUUCUACAACAAAUAAAAUGCUAGAUCCUGUGAAAUUUACUGUACAUGUUUUUGACAGUAAUUUCACUUACUAUCUAUAAAAAAUCAAGUAAUUUUUUACAUUUUUUCAACUUUCAGUUGAGCCUUUGCAAUCCAAAAAUUCGACAACGACAGAAUGGGAGUAUUGGUCAUUGAAAGACUCAAUUUUAUUUUGUUUCACGGUUAUCACUACAAUUGGUAAGUUAACUAAAGCUAGUGUCAAUUAAUCGUCCCAUAGGUUAUGGAAAUGUGGCUCCGCAAACAUUCAACGGCCAGUUAUUUGUCAUCAUUUACGGGCUGAUCGGAGUUCCAUUUGCAAUGUUGGUCAUUGCGAAUCUUGGCAAAUUUUUGGCCGAGCUGUUGAAAGCAAUCAACAAGAAGAUGUAUAAAUGUGCGAGGUAAGUCAAAAUAUCAAGUAUUAAUGAAACUUUUUGAAAAAGAGAAAAAUUUCUUUGAAAUUUCUAAGUCCGGUUCUCGAAAUUUCAUAUCAGUCCGUCGGAAAAAUAGUGAGCGCUCUGUGACAUCGAUAAAUCGCAUCGCCGCCGAGAAAAUGAUUUAUUAUCAGUCUGUCGGGAAAAUAACGGCGGAUCGUCGAGGCAAGAUGUUUCGCCUCGUCGCUAUCGCGCACCAAAUUCCCAGCCGCGGCUUGCAGUCGCAAAGCGAUGAUGGGCGAUUCCGAGGCGCGACGAUCCGCCGUUAUUUUCCCGACAGACUGAUAUGCCGUUACAAAAUCAAUUUGCUUUUAGCUUCUGCGACGUGAUCGGCGUAGCAACAUUGCAAAAUAUGUAAAAAAUAUAAGAAAAAAGUCAUGUUUUUUCGUGAUGACAUCGUGAGGUCACCUCAGGUGAUACUUUUCUAUCUUCUUUAAAUUUGGCAUACAUAUUUUGUAUGUGCCAUAUACUAGGUUCUGGAUGCUUUAGCCCAAAAUUUACACUCGCGGCGGAGAUAUCAGCCUGUCGGGAAAAUAAUAAGUCAUAUGACGCAUCGAAAAUCGCAAGAGAAAAUGAAUUCUGUCGCGACAAAAUCAAAUUUGUUUCACUUCAGCAACUUGAUCGGCACAGCGAUUGUGCUCAUUAUUUUCAUGACACAUAUGUAGAUAAUUAUUUAAAUCAAGAGUCAUAUUUUUUGAAACAUCCCAAAAAUCCUCAUGCCUCACCGUUUUCAGAGCGUUCUUUUGCUGUCGUCGAGCCUCCAAACAAACGCUUCUUCCCAAAAUCGACGAAAACGCCAAUGAAUGCUCUGAAGAAGUGGAAGAAACCGUUCAAUCCGGCGCCAUCGGGCUGUUCUUGGCCUUUAUCAUCUACAACAUCCUCGGCUCAAUCAUAAUCUCCUCUUAUGAGCCGGAGAUGGACUUUUUCAAGGCCAUUUACUUCAAUUUUGUGACUUUGACCACGAUUGGUCUGGGUGAUAUCAUCCCGCAAAGCGGGGAGUACCUCGCUUUCACACUGCUCUACGUUGCACUUGGGCUUGCAUUGACUUCGAUUGCCAUCGAAAUUGCGGCGGAUUACUUGAAGAAACUGCAUUAUUUCGGACGGAAAAUCGACAAUGUUGCGCAGGUCACGAUUUGGUUUGGCUCGCAGAAAUUGACAAUGAAACAGUUGGUGAGGAAUCUGGGAGAUCAAUUCAAUUUACCGGUCAACGAAAUGGAUGAGUUAAACUUGGAGAAGUUUGUGGAUGACGCCAUCAAAGUGGAGACGGGGGAAAUUCCGACGCUCAGGGUGAGCAGACUUUAACAGACCUUUUCUUAAAAGCUAACAGGGGAAGUGUACAUGGCAAAAUUUUGAGAAAAUUUUUUUAACCGAGGAGAAGCAGGAAUCAAAUAUAGUGGCUGACAAAAUUUUCUUUCCACCUCUAUCUCGGGAACCGUUGGGCCUGGAACCUCCAAAUUCGGCAUAGAAACAUUAUGGGGCAAUCUAACAUCACACCCAAAAAAUCAUAUCAGUUGAUGCACUUUCAGUGCACUUUUUAUGCAAACGGCAAAAACGUGAUGACAAAAUUUUCUUUCCACCGCUUGUAAAUUAUAAGCCAGAGGGCGCUAUGGCAUGAUUGUGGUGUCGUUGUGAUCGCGAAGAAGUCCUCUUUCGAUCCGUGGCACAAUUUUGCAGGACCUUUUGUUUGUUCGCCCUUGGGCGUCUGCCCAUCGUUGCCUUGUCAGUUUUCUGCCAAAUUCGUGGCCGAGAAGCUCGCAGAAGGCCCAAGGAGAUGAAACUGACGUUAAAAAAUCUGCUAUUUAUGUUUGCAACAUUGUUUACACCGGCAGUAAAAUUAGAUUCAAUUUAAGUGUAAAAUGUGCACUUCCAGGGUUCGCGAAACCAGAAAAUCGCUUAUGUACAGAAUGAAAAAGUCCAAAUAACAUGCGUUUACUAGACAUAUAGCGCAUUUUAGGUAUUAUACGACAGUCUGUGUUGAAAUCUACUACCUUAUCUUACCCCCCUCUGGUCUAUGUCGUCUUUAGUAACGCAAGUUGUUGCAUUAUAUGACAGGGAGGAAUUGGCAUUACUUAAGCUUGACACAUUGGAACUUUUGACUACCAGACUGCCUUAAUACAUUGACUUUGUCCUGCCUUUAACGUUUUUGGCACGACAAGUUGCUUGCGCGGGAAGCUUAGGGUUGCAAAUUUUGCACAUGGGACAUGCGGAAUCUUUCUUCUGCUCAAACCUAAACGCGACAUCCGAGACUAAAAUUGUCACUAUUUUUUAAGGCUGUAGUAUCGUAGAAAACAUAUCAGCAAAAAAAGUUACUUGAAUUGCCUGCAGUGUUCCUAUAAUAACGUAAUUUUCUGGUAACGAGAACCCUGGAAGUGCACAUUUUCCUAUGCAACACGCUUAAAUUAAAUGUAAUUCUACUGCCGGAGUAAACAAUGUUGCAACCAUAAAUACCAGAUUUAAUAAGGGCAGUUUCGUCUCCUUAGGCCUACUGCGAGCUUUUCUGGCCAAGAGUUUAGCUGAAAACGGACAAGGCGACGAUGAACAGACGCCCAAGGGCGAACAAACGAAAACUAUUGUAAAAUUGUGACACGGAUCAAGAGAGGACUCCUUCGCGAACACAACGAUACCACAAUCAUGCCUUAGCGCCUUCUGGCUUAUGAUUUACAAGCGUUUUUCCAAAGUGGAAAGAAAAUUUUGUCAUCCCGUUUUUUGCCUUUUGGAUAAAAAGUGCACUGAAAGUGCAUCAAAUGAUAUGAUUUUUUGGUUAUGGUGUUAGAUUGUCCCAGGAUGUUUCUAUGCCGAAUUUGGAGGUUCUAGGCCCAGCGGUUCCCGAGAUACAAGGUGGAAAGAAAUUUUUGUCAGCCACUAUAGGAGUAAACGAAGUACAUUUAAUUUUUGGUCUUUCGAGCCAAUACCCAUCUAUUUAUACACAGGUUGAACAAAGUUAUGGCAAAAAGAAAUUUAUAUCGUACAUGAUGAAACGUAAGAGAAGUUUCUCUUAGAUUUUCUUUAAAUUUUGCACACAACUCUGUCAUGGAUCAAAUAUCAAUUCCUGAAAGUUUUAGCUUGCGCUUUGCAGGGAGAGCCGAGAGAUUGAACGACCUUUGCGGCCGAGAGAGUACGCAAAACGCGGAGAGCGGUCACAAAAAAGUACUUUUAGUCAUAUCUUUGCCAGUUUCGUGCGGAAAAAAUUAAUUUUUUGUGAAAACAUUACCCUCUGCGGUAGAAAUAGGUAUGAAAUUUUUGAAGCCAAAAUUCGCCAAAAAAAAUUUCGAUUUUUUCAACUUUCGACCAAAAAUCUCGGUCGUUUCAGCAACGCGUUGCCUUGGAAUCGCGCAUGUAUCUUAGAAAAAAAGUUGUCUAAAUUUGUACCAAGUUUCAUCAAAAUCUGAGCGACUCGAGGUACUUCCUUUGUAAUAUUUAGAGCCUAAUUUUUCUAUAGAUUCCCGUGAAUUCAGGUUACAUUUUUCACAGAAAUUUGCAAGAUUUUUUACCAUGCCUAAUCCUAAUCUCAAUUUUUCAGAAUCCCAAUGCGAUACGUCCCAUUUUCAUCACCGAUUUCAAGAACCCCUUCAAACAAGGCCGUGUCCUCUAUGUGGACGAAGAUGACCGCUCCUCCUCUGGCAUUUACACCGCUGAUGUGAACUCGCUGAGUCGCCAUCAGAACGCCGACGACGAUCCUCAUUACCAGUAUCAGCCGUUAGUUUAA
Bursaphelenchus xylophilus (pine wood nematode) is the source of this 15806-nucleotide messenger RNA. Lineage: Eukaryota; Metazoa; Nematoda; Chromadorea; Rhabditida; Aphelenchoididae. The record is from the annotation of a GenBank genome assembly.